AGGAGCUGAUGCAUCGGGAGCACAACAUUAUCAAUAGAAUUGGAUGGCGUGGUGGCCACACCUCGGACCAGAGCUUCGGCCAAGGAUUCUACGGCUCCCGCCAGGCAGUGGAACAUUUAAUUCUCAUCAAAACGCUAAAGACCCGUUUAACCUGUAGCCUGAACUUCAACCGUGACGGCGACCUUUUGGGCACCGGAGACGAAAGCGGAAAUGUUACUGUCUGGGAUUGGGAAAAUAAUAGGGCGCUGCACAGGUUUUGCCCAGCCCCUAGGAAUGUCGAGCAGACCAAGUUCAUGGACAGCACCGGUUUUCUGGGCAUCAUGUCCUCCAAUCUGACUGGCGAGGUGUUUCUCACUAUCAUUCCACCCUCUGGAGGAGACACCAGGAGCCAGUGCCUCUACAAACACAAAGGUUCCACAAACGACUUUUUAAUAGUCCCACAAUGUCCUUACGAGGUAAUGAGCGUAGGAGAAUAUGGAGCCGUCAAUCAUUUUGAUGUGCGUACGAGCGACGAGGCCACGACUAUGGUGAACUGCGUCGACCAGGAGCAAAAGGCUUUAUGCCUGCGCACCAUAGCCCAUCAUCCGUUUUCGCCGGAGUUCUGCGUUGGGGGAGAUGACUUCAAACUGCGCGUUUUUGACAAACGCAAACUUACGGAGCCUUUCCAUGAAAAGACUCCCAACCUUGUAAAGAAAUGGUACCGUACAGAGGGCAUCACUUGCAUUGUCUACAAUCACAGCGGCAGCGAGAUUCUUGCUUGUUUUCAUGAUGGUGGCAUUUUCCUGUACGACAGCCGGAACUACAACAAAACGGAAUUUUUACACUUCUACGAGAAGCAUUAUUCCGAGAUAAAUUUCUUUGGACCCCGAUCGGAGUACAUUGUCACCAGCGACAGCAGAAGUAUGUAUUUCUACGACAAGAAAACGGAAGCCAUCAUUAGCGAAACAAAAUUUGUUAAAAAACGCGAUAGAACGUAAGAUCGAAUAGAUCGGAUGCUGCCAGAAGUCGAUUUAUUACCAGCCCUACGACCCCUAUGUUCCAGCUAUUUGGUCUCGGAAGUAGAUAAGAUAUGACUAAUCUCAAAACUAGGGUUCAGACAUUGAAAUUAGAAUAAAAAUUAAACUGUACGCAAACAUACUGAUGAACAUGGACGAGGAGGAGACUUUCCGGCAAGACCCCGACGAUCUGGAGAAUAAUGAAGAGGACUCUGCAGAGUCUCUCAGCAGCAACGAUGACUUUUCUUCGGAGGAAGAUGACUCAUUCGUUGAAGUAAGCAACAUUUUUUUUUAGAGAAAAUCAAUUAACAUAAAAUAGUCCACUUAUUUUCGGGUGCCUUCUGAUGACGAAGAGUUCUUUCAUAAAACUGAGGACGACCCGAAUCCAGUGUACAAUUGGAACAUAGCGAGGGAGCUGAU
Messenger RNA from Drosophila takahashii, 1415 nucleotides. The record is from RefSeq and is a predicted model, not a curated record. Lineage: Eukaryota; Metazoa; Arthropoda; Insecta; Diptera; Drosophilidae.